Molecule: messenger RNA, 3318 nt
Organism: Cuscuta campestris
Lineage: Eukaryota; Viridiplantae; Streptophyta; Magnoliopsida; Solanales; Convolvulaceae
Source: the annotation of a GenBank genome assembly
GAUCCGGCAUUGCGAAGAAGGGUUGAAAUCCUUUAUGGAGAUGGUGAAAUUCUAAUCCAAAUUUACCCUCCAUUUCUCCCCUGAACCCAUACUGGGUCCUCGCCAUUUCCGCCAUUCAAUCGAGGUUUGCUCUGUUCUUCCUCUGUACUUUCAGGACAGACUUUCUCUGUAUUGGGUUUUCAGAUGUCAAACGAUAGUGAUGAAGAUUCGUGACCAUGGGUGUAAAUCACAGACUCUUGUUUUGUAUAUAUAGCUCUGUUGCUUUUCUUGCACUGUUGGGGAAUGUGGUUUGGAGCGUGACCGACCCGAAUGACUACAGGAUUCUUGAUGAGUUCCGAAAUGGGUUGGAGAAUCCGGAGCUCCUGAAAUGGCCCGGUCAUGGGAUCGACCCGUGUGGACCUCCAUCUUGGCCUUAUGUGUUCUGUUCUGGGGGGAGAGUCACUCAAAUCCAGGCCAAAGGUUUGGGUCUGAAGGGGACUUUGCCCCAAGACUUCAAUCAGCUCAGUGAGCUUCAGAAUCUUGGCCUCCAGAAGAACCGUUUGAACGGGAGAUUACCCAGUUUUAGUGGAUUGUCUAAUCUGAAGUUUGCCUACUUGGACGAGAAUGAGUUCGAUGCCAUCCCCGUGGAUUUCUUCCACGGGCUUACUAAUGUCCGGGUUCUGGCUUUGGACGAUAACCCCUUGAAUAAGACUGCAGGGUGGUCUAUUCCCAUUGAGCUUCAAGAAUCCACCCAACUGUCUAAUUUUUCAUGUUCAUCUUGCAAUAUUGUUGGGCCAUUGCCUGAUUUUUUUGGAAAGAUGACUUCUCUCUCUGCACUGAAGCUGUCAUAUAACAAGCUUGAAGGUGAGAUACCUGAGAGUUUUCGCGACUCUCAUCUGCAGGUUUUGUGGCUGAAUAAUCAGGACGGCGUGCAGAUGAGUGGUGGGAUAGAGGUUAUAGGAUCCAUGGUUGGGCUUACAUCGCUUUGGCUUCACGGGAACAGAUUUUCUGGGCCCAUCCCGGAUACCAUUGGGGAUCUGACCUCUCUGAAGGACCUCAACCUUAAUGGGAAUAACCUUGUUGGUCUGGUUCCUCAAGAUUUGGCUGAUCUAAGUCUACAGUCAUUGGAUUUGAAUAAUAAUAUGUUGAUGGGUGGUAUCCCAAAGUUUAGAGCUGUUAAUGUCACUUAUUCUUCAAAUUCGUUCUGUCAACAGAUUCCUGGAGAGCAUUGUGCUCCUGAAGUGAAUGUGCUUUUGGCAUUUUUUCGCGAUGUGAACUAUCCACUUCAUCUGGCUGCAGAAUGGACUGGUAAUGAUCCUUGUCAAGGGCCAUGGUUUGGCAUCGGUUGCUCUCCAAAUGGGCAUGUUUCCAUAAUUAACCUCCCGAAGCUUAAUCUUAGUGGCACUCUAAGUCCUUCACUCGCAGCCUUGGGUUCACUUCUUGAAAUUCACUUAGCUGGAAACAAGUUACAUGGUCAAGUCCCAAGAAAUUUAACAAAGUUGGGAUCUUUGAGAUUGUUGGAUAUACGCGGAAACAAUUUUGAUCUGCCAUUACCACAGUUUCAUGAUGGGGUGAAGAUUCUUACAGAUGCUAAUCACAGUCUAGCUUCAAAUAGAAAUGUCUCACAUCCUUCUGUAACAGACUCACCUCCACCAGCAAUAGAAGUCAGUGCAGUACCAAGUCCGGCUUCUCCUUCCAUUGGUAAACACCCACCAUCCCCAAUUUCAGGUUCUGAUUCACAUCCAAGGCCAACAUCAGGUUCAGACUCAAAUUCUACUAGACACGGGAAGAAGCCACAAAGUUCUUUCGGGCCCAUCAUCAUCACCAUCACUGUGGUGAUUUGUGCUGCUACUGCAUUGAUCGGAAUAUCUUUGUUUUGUUUCUUCCGCAAGAGGAAAAAUCCCAAAAGGACUACUGGUGGAAAUAUGGUCCACCCCAAAGACCUAUCCAACCAAGAACUCAAGAUUCAAAUAUUUGAAAAUUCCACUCUUGAUAUAUUGGGGAGUCAAACAACAAUUAGGAGUAGUGGUGGGUUGGAAUCUGUCCAAGUGAUUGAUGGUGGUGGCCUGAUCAUCUCAGUGCAGAUCCUUCGUGGGGUAACUAAUAAUUUUGCACCAGAGAAUGAACUAGGCCGCGGAGGGUUUGGAGUAGUAUACAAAGGGGUGUUGGAAGAUGGCACUCCACUUGCAGUUAAGAGAAUGGAAGCUGGGGCAAUCAGCAAAAAAGCUUUAGAUGAAUUCCAGGCUGAGAUCGCGGUUCUCUCUAGUGUCCGGCAUCGCCACCUGGUAUCACUUCUUGGUUACUCCGUUGAGGGAAACGAGAAGCUUUUGGUGUAUGAAUAUAUGUCAGAGGGAGCUCUUAGCAGACAUCUUUUCUGCUGGAAGAAAUUGAACUUGAAGCCUCUUUCCUGGACAACAAGGCUGGGCAUUGCUUUGGAUGUUGCCCGAGGGAUGGAGUACCUUCACAGUCUUGCACACCAUAGCUUCAUCCAUCGCGAUCUCAAAUCGUCCAAUAUUCUUCUCGGCAGUGAUUUUAGGGCUAAAGUUGCAGACUUUGGUUUGGUAAAACUUGCUCCUGACCGAGAAAGGUCUCUUGUAACUAGGCUUGCAGGCACAUUUGGCUACCUUGCUCCUGAAUAUGCAGUGACAGGAAAAAUCACAACUAAAGUUGAUGUGUUCAGCUAUGGGGUGGUGCUGCUGGAACUUCUGACUGGAUUAACAGCACUGGAUGAACAACGCCCAGAGGAAAGCCGGUACUUAGUCGAGUGGUUUUGGGAGAUGAAAUCAAACAGAGAGAAAGUUAUGGCCAGCAUUGACCCAUUUCUGGAUGCUAGAGAAGAUAUCUAUGACAGCAUUGGCACGGUGACUGAACUAGCCGGCCAUUGCACAGCCAGGGACCCUAGUCACAGGCCUGAUAUGGGACACGCGGUGAACGUGCUUUCCCAACUGGUUGACAAGUGGAAACCGGUGGAGGAAACGGAGGAGUUUUUCGAUUUGGAUUACACAGUGCCGCUUCCGCAAAUGUUGGUGGCUUGGCAAAGAGAAAAGACCGGGGAUCUCAGUGGGAUCAGUGAAGACAGCAAAGGAAGCAUCCCUUCAAAGCCUGCCGGAUUCGGUGAUCCGUUCACCUGCGCCGAUGCCCGAUAGGUGGGGGGAAAUGGCAGGUUUUGAGACUACAUGCACGAACUAUACUAAGUGUUCAUAUGUUUUAUAUAGUUACAUGUAAUAUGUGGUGUGAUUGUUCCAUCCUUGCUUUUUAAACUUUUGUCUCAGCUCCCUUAAAGACACGAUGAAGUUGCUGUUCUUGGUUGCUCUUUGAACAUAAAUACUCUUUGAAAAG